AUGGAGACACGUGGACGUGUUGUAAGAACCAAGACCACAAGAACCGAAGUCGUGCUGAACCCACAACACGACUUUGUUCCAAUUCCACCAUGCAGAAAGACUAUUGUCCCUCCUCAACUCGUCCAAAUGCCACUAUCGGGGGGAGCUACCUGGCUAGGCGACUCCUCCAAUCGGUGUCACGGAGGCUGCCGCCUCCCACUCCCCUGCUGGCCGGCACCACCGAGCAAAAAACGGUACGGGGCGGCUCAAACGCGGCACGUUGGAGCCGUUGACGUAGUUACUUUCACUGGGGCGCGGGUAGUGUGCGUACUGCGAAUAGCUGGAGCCCUACGUGAGGAUUUUGCCUGUGAUUUGUAUCGUUGGAGGGAACCCAACUCCAGUGGACUGGGACUGGUUUAA
Messenger RNA from Prunus armeniaca (apricot), 399 nucleotides. The record is from the annotation of a GenBank genome assembly. NCBI's taxonomy places the organism in Eukaryota, Viridiplantae, Streptophyta, Magnoliopsida, Rosales, Rosaceae.